Molecule: messenger RNA, 1698 nt
Organism: Acanthosepion pharaonis
Lineage: Eukaryota; Metazoa; Mollusca; Cephalopoda; Sepiida; Sepiidae
Source: the annotation of a GenBank genome assembly
AUGAAGACCUCUGUUACCCAGGUGUUGGAUGCGUCUAUUGCCGCAGUCCGCAUUCCAUUAAUGCCUUUAAUCAAUGCCACAGAAAAACGCGCAUCCAACCCCCCCUCCAUCUUACCCUCACUACCGAAAUAUAUUAUAUUGCCUGGAUUCCCUUUCUCUCUCUUUCUCUCUCUCUCUCAGUCUCUUUUCUAUGUAACGUUUUCUUUAAUUUAUCUCUCUCUUCAAUACCAUCAAUCUAUCUAUACAUGUCUCUUUUUUUACUAUCUAUCUAUCUAUCUAUCUAUCUAUCUAUCUAUCUAUCUAUCUAUCGCUUCCUGCCUAUAUAUCUAUCUCUCGAUACCGCAUCCUAUCUAUCUAUCGCUUCCUGCCUACUUAUCUUGUUCAUUCCUAUCUAUCUAUCUAUCUAUCUAUCUAUCUAUCUAUCUAUCUAUCUAUCUAUCUAUCUCAAUGUUGCCUUGCUUUCUUUCUCUUCAAUUCAUCUUCUCUCUCCCCCCUCCCCAUUUCUUUCUGCCUUUCCAUUAUCAUUUGUUCUCUCCCCCUUUUAUUUCCGUCUAUGUAUUUAUACUGCCCCUCUCCUCAUUUCUUUCUCUCUCUCCCCCUCUCUCUCUUCCUCUCUCUCUCCCCCUCUCUCCCCCCUCUCUCUCUCUCUCUCUCUCUCUCUUAACAUUCUUUGAUGCGUGUAUCUCUCAAUUUCAGUCAUACUUUUGGUGUUCUCUCCCUUCCUCCCGAUCCCUCCCAUCUCUGUCUCUGUCUCCUUUUUCUCUUUCUCUCAUUCUGGCCGACAUAAUUUCAUGUUCUUUCUUUAUCUCACUCACUCACUCUCUCUCUCUCUCUCUCUCUCUCUCUCUUAACCAUUCAAUUUUCUUAUUUUCUCUUUACAUUUGGCUAUCUAUCUCUCUUCUGACACCUUUUCCUAUACUUUUCACACUCCUCCACCACCUCUCUCUCUCUCUCUGUCUCUUUCUCUCUCUCUCUCUCUCUCUCAUUCUUUUUUGUGGCUGUCAUUGCCUCAGGGUCUUUCUCUUCUGGCAUCAUUAUUCUUAUGGUUGUCGCCUAAAGCAUUCUUUCUUUCUUUCUUUCUUUCUUUCUUACUUUUUUUUAUUUAUUUAUUACAUUCUCUCUUUGUUUCUUUCUUUCUUUCUCUCUCUCUUUCUUUCUUUUUUUAUUUAUUUAUUACAUUCUCUCUUUCUUUCUCUCUUUCUUUCUUUCUCUCUUUCUUUCUUUCUUUCUCUCUUUCUUUUUUUCUUUCUUUUUUUAUUUAUUUAUUUAUUACUUUCUCUCUUUCUUUCUUUCUUUCUUUCUUCCAAAAUCAUGUCUAGUAGUUGUGCCUACUCCUCUCUAGGUAUCUAUCUUUCUAUCUCUCUGUCUGACAUACUUUCUCAUUGUUGUCACUCCUUUCUCUCCCUCCUGCUCUAUCUCUCUCUCUCUCUCUCUCUCUCUCUCUCUCUCUCUCUCUUUCAAAGACACACUCAUUUUGUACAAUGUCCUUUCCCAUGGCGCAUUCUUUCUCUCUUUCGCCCUCUUGCACUUUGUGCAAUGUCCUUUUUCGUUGUUGACGUUCCCUCACAAAUAUCCUUCCCCCCCUCACUUUCUUCUUUCUUUCUCUUUGUUUUGGCUGAAAGAAUCCGUCAGUGGCUGAAAGAGUGCAACAGUCGUAGUAAUAGUCCGUCGGUCGUAGAAAGAGUACGUCAGUCGUAG